AUUGAGGGAGGAAGCGGAACUUGAUCGCAAAAGGGGUUAUUUUGACGUGAUGAGGCCAUGCCUUCUUGGGACGUGACCUCAACAGCAAUGCAAAUAGCCUCAAGAUAGAAUACAAUAGUUUUUUUGUAGUUUGAGUAUAUCUGUUGUGAAAACACAACUCCCCUGUAAAGCACCACAUUUUACAGCUGUGAUUCUUAUAUCGAUCGCUGCAUACAGAGAUGGCAGAGGCGCAUCAAGCUCGUGUGCAGUCAGUGAUAGAGGAUAUGGUUCAAAACUUGGAAGACCAUAUUAGAAAAAUGCAAGGUCUCAUGUUCAAAUGCAGUGCAGAAUGUUGUGAGCACUCCACGGACUCGAUGUCACAGGUGCAUCACUGUAUUGACCGCUGUCACACGCCUCUGGCCCAAGCUCAAGGAGUGGUUACCUCUGAGCUAGAAAAAUUUCAAGAUCGACUUAGCAGGUGCACUAUGCAUUGCAACGACAAAGCCAAGGACCUGUUUGACUCAGGAGACAAGGAGCCAGCGGUACGUGCACUGAUGGAAAGUUGUGUGGGCACCUGUGUGGAUGACCAUGUCAACUUAAUUCCUAGCAUGACACGCAGACUCAAAGACAACCUGGACUCUAUACCUCAGUGAGGAGAUGUGCUACAGAUAAUUCACUAGACAGCUUGGACCCAAUUCUAUAUGAGCAGGGAGGAGUUCAUAGUUUACUUAUCUCGAAUGAAGGAGAAGUAAUUAUACUAAUAACUAACAUAAUGUAAUGGUGACACUGCAGUGAAAAUAAGUUACAAUGGAAGAUCUAAUGAAGUUGGAUUUGGGAGGUUGGGUUUCUGCUUCAGAAGAUUAUUGUGAAGGCUUUACAGUCGGGGGAGGGCACAUACUUCUCAAAUACUCUGCAAACUGGCCAGUCUAUGUGCAAGGCUUGUCCAUUUCAGAUUCUUUGUCUCAGUUAAAGUACCAGGGUUUGGAAAAACCUAUUUUGUUGUGGUGUUCAAGCUGACAAGAACAGAUGAAAAACAUAGUAACCCUGAAAGAAAAAAAAAGCCUGAUAUCUCUGGUCACUGUGAACUUUUGGGAUCAAGGUGAAUUACAACACAACUGAACAGUUGUUGAUUGUUGUUGAAUGAACUCUUCCUUGUUAAUUGUGCUCUGAAAUCUUUGUUACCUUUGUGUGACUGUUCUUCCCCAUUGACCUCUGAUAUUUGUUUAGAUUGCUGUCAACGAGUGUGGAACAAACUUCACCUUGUUUGUGAAUCUGUUAAGCAUGGAAAUUAAAGAAGAUUCUUGAAUGGUCUAAUAGAAUAAUUACUAAUAGAAAAGCACAUCUGUCACCUAGAGCUUGAGGAUAAGUAUUAUAGCUGAGGUUGGUAAAUGUUUCAUAGCAGAAAAACUGUCACCAAUAGGUCCACAUCUGAAUAGCGUGGUGAUUGUAACAGGCUUGUUAAUACUUAAGAUAUUGGGGGGGGUUAACUAAACUUAAUUGAAAAUAUUGUGCAGAUGCCAUUUCCUCCUCUUGAGUUUUAUUAACAAUAGGCAUGUUCAACAGUCACAUACAGUAUGUCAGCACGGACAUAUGAUCUGUCCAAAGUACAUGUGCAGGUACAUACAAUGGUACACUUUUUUUUGCAUUUGAAUGAGGGUACAUCUAAACAAAAAAUAUUGCAAUGACAAAUGUAAUGAUCUGGAUCAUCUGUAGACACCAGUGACUAAAUCUAGGUCAUUGAAGGAGUAGUAAAGGGAUUACUGCUAUUUCACUUUGGUCCAGAUAAAUACUUUCCCACACAGUGCACUUAUCCUAGCAUUUAGUUAUUCAAAUUAAAUUAAAACACUUUGAACAAAUUGUUCAUAAGCUAAGAGUAAGUAAAGAGGAUUAAAGACAGUUAUGGAUGUACAAAAAUAGAGGUUUGUUUCCCUUUGAGUCCCCUGUUUGUAUAAUUACACAAUUCUAAUAGUACCACUGUCCUCAGGAGCGGAUAAUGUGUGGGAUGUUGAAGGUUUUUCCUAAUGUUUUCUUUCAUACAAUAUUUAAAAAUAAACAAUACUAAAUGAGAUGUCAAAAGGAAUGAAAAAGUUUAACAUAAAAGUAAGAACAUUUGAUUAAAAAAAAGAAA
Molecule: messenger RNA, 2107 nt
Organism: Hypomesus transpacificus
Lineage: Eukaryota; Metazoa; Chordata; Actinopteri; Osmeriformes; Osmeridae
Gene: timcc
Product: family with sequence similarity 136 member A
Cellular component (GO): cytoplasm
Source: RefSeq, a predicted model, not a curated record